AUUCUUACCAUGUCUAAAAUAUAAAAAGAAUAUGUACAAUGCAGGAAGUGUACGUAAUGGAGUUGGUAGGGAUAAUCAUUGAAAUUGGCAAGUUUGUGAAGUUUGCUGGUGGUGGAGUUGUGAGAUAUCUGAAAUAUCAGAUACAAUUCAAUGAUUAUUUGGAAGAAUUCAAAGCAGCCAAAGAAGACUUGUGCCGCAGAAAGCUUGACAUUGAAUCAAGAUUGGAACCGGAGCUUCAAUGUGGGAAGGUUCCAAGGGAGGAAGUGCAAAAGUGGCUAAAUGAUGUGGAUCAAGAGAUUACAAGACAAGAUCUUGAAGAUGAAGUGAGAAAAUGGGGAUGUCUCUCUUGUUGUUGUCGAGUAAAGAUUCUGGAGGAAAGGACUCAGGAAGUGAAAGAAAUAUAUGCUAGAGGGGAUAAAUACACUGGUGACUGUUUGGUCAUUGAAGAUCAGGCUAUAAUAUUCAAUGAUUGUGUGAAGAAUUUUGGAGAAUUGAAAGAGAUGCUGCGGGGUAAACAUCAGGACAUUAGUUUAACAUUGCGUUCACAGCUUUGUUAUGGCAAAAUUGAAAAGGAGAUAGUUAAAAAUUGGCUGGGAAAAGUAGAAGAAAUAACUGGCCCUGUUGCCAAAGAUAUUGAAGAUGAAGUCCAAGGUGGAUGUCUCUCACAUGCUUCCCUAGCAAAACCUCUUAAAGAAAGGAUUCAAGAAAUGGAGAGAUUUUAUGAAGAAGGAGGGCAAUUGCCAGAGAGUUUGGUUGUCCAUGAUCCAUCAGCCUCAACAGUUGAACUGCCAAUAUCAGAAAUGCAAAGCGGUGACGAUAUUAAAGCAAAAAUACUGGCCAGCUUGCUGGGAGAUGAGGUAAGGAAGCUUGGAGUUUGGGGAAUGGGGGGUGUGGGGAAAACAACAAUCAUGAUGCAUGUUUACAAUGAAUUAUUGAGAGAAGUUAAAUUCAAGAAAGUAAUUUGGGUGACAGUGUCACAAACUUUUGAAGUCUGUCAACUACAAGAGCAAAUUGCAAGCUGCUUGGAGGAAAGGCUAACAGAGCAUCAAAGUACAAUAAUACGUGCAGGAACUUUAUCAAAAAUGCUAGAAAGACACAGGCCUUUUGUGCUAAUUCUAGAUAAUGUGUGGAGGGGUUUUGAACUUAAAGAUGUUGGAAUUCCCGAACCACUUGUAACUAAUGGUUGCAAAUUAGUGUUAACCACUCGCUCUAAAGAAGUUACUCGUAUAUUGGAGUGUGAGCCAAUAGAAGUGAAGACUCUUUCACCAGAGGCAUCAUUAAAGUUAUUCCUAGAUAAGGUUGGAGAUGAUGUUUUGUUACAUGAUGGGGGCAUUAAAGAAACUUUGAAAUCAACUUUGAAUUGUAUCGUGGAUGAAUGUGAUGGUCUUCCCCUUGCAAUUGUAACAGUUGCUGGUAGCAUGAAGGGAAUAUCUGACCCACGUUUAUGGCGUGUUGCACUGAAUCAAUUGAAAGAACACACAAGAAAUGUGUUAGGUACAGAGGAUGAUGAGUUUAAGGCAUUAAAGUUUAGUUAUGACUGUCUGAAAGAUCAAAUUAAAUAUUGUUUCUUAUAUUGUGCAAUGUAUCCUGAGGACUACAAAAUCCCCAAAGAAGAGAUAAUUGAAUGUUGGAUUGAAGAAGGGCUAAUAGAUGUAAUGGAGACUAGGCAAGUAAUGAAGGAUGAGGGCCAUGCUAUUUUGAGGAAGCUUGAAGAUAACUGCUUGUUGGAAUUUGUUAAGAAUGGAAAAGAUUGUGUGAGGAUGCAUGAUGUUGUUCGAGAUAUGGCAUUGCAUAUUACGAGAACAAGUCCUCGAUUCUUUGUGAAGGCUGGCUUGGAAUUGAAAGAGCUACCAGAGGUGCAGGAAUGGAGAGAAGAUAUUUUGAAAGUUUCUUUAAUGCAAAAUUACAUACAAGAAAUUCCUUCAAGCAUGCCAUCUCCAAAGUGCCCAAUGCUCACAACCUUGUUGUUGUCUCAUAACAGUUUCUUGACGAUUCCAGAAGCAUUCUUUGAGCAUAUGCUUGGGCUCAAGAUUCUUGAUCUUUCCAACAAUGAAAAGCUAAAUAGCCUUCCAAAUUCCAUCUCCAAAUUGGUGAAUCUUACUACAUUAUUGCUAUGGGGUUGCAUGUGCUUAAAAAAGGUACCAUCUUUAUCCAACCUCAGUGCCUUGAAAAAGUUAGACCUCCGUGGAACAAAAAUUGAAGAAUUCCCCCAGGGCCUAGAAAUGUUAACAAAUCUCAAAUAUCUUAAUCUUAAGCCUUCAAUUCUUUUCACUCGUGUUGAUGAGGAAGUUAUUGAGGAAGUCAACUUAGGAUUAUUAUCUGAAAUACCAGAUGGAAUGCUUUCAAAUCUCUCCAAACUCCAGCAUUUAGAAGUAUCUGGUAAAAUACCAUUGAAAGGGGAGGAGAUGGGAAGACUGAAUCUAGAAUCUAUUAAUGUUAGAGAAUGCCCUCAACUGGAGGAAAUAAUAGCAUCAGAAUCAGAAGAAGAAAAAGAAAGAGAACACUGUGAGAAAAUGGAAGAGAUAAAAUUAUCUACAUCUAAAGAAGCCAUGGAAAUCACAGUACCUAAGUUAAAGUUUCUCCGUUUGGUAAGUCUGCCAGGAUUGAAGCGCAUAUGUAGCAGCACCAUCAUGUUAAUAUGUGAUUCCUUGGAGCGUCUGGUGAUUAUAGACUGCCAGAAGCUAAGGAGGAUUCCUCUCUAUCUUCCCCUGCUUGACAACGGCCAACCAUCUUCUUCUUCUCUCAAAAAAAUCCGGGUGCAUCCUAAGGAAUGGUGGGAGUCGUUGGAGUGGGACAAUCCAAAUGCAAAGGAGGUCCUUUCACCCCUCUGUCAUUAUUCAGUUCGGUGAAUUUGAAAGAAACUACUGGGACUUCCUUUGUUUUCUCCACAGAUGGUGAGGAGUUCGUUUAUUAAAGAUACUGCACAAGA
Rubroshorea leprosula is the source of this 2929-nucleotide messenger RNA. The record is from the annotation of a GenBank genome assembly. NCBI's taxonomy places the organism in Eukaryota, Viridiplantae, Streptophyta, Magnoliopsida, Malvales, Dipterocarpaceae.